AUUUCACAUCAAGGAAUACAUAUAAUGUCAGCAAUACUACUACACAACGGUCGUUGUCGCAAGCGGUGAGGGCAGAAUGCUAUCGGGGACGGCGGGCAGCGCGAGACGUCUCCUGGCUGUACACCUUGCUGCUGGCCGCAAGAAAGCCGCGGAAAGCAGCGCCAGGAGCUUCUCAGCACAGGACCAAGACUCAAAUGAAGAAUGCUGUGAUAAGCCGCAGGAGGAGGAGAACCUGCGCAGCCUGUGCCCGGUGCGCUGCCCGCCGGGCCCUCGCGGCUGCCCGGGCGACCCGGAGCCGGUGCGCGACCACUGCUGCAAGGAGCCGCCGCCGCCGCCCUGCUGCGUGUGCCCGCACGCUGUGGAGCCGCAGCCCAGGGGCUGCAGCGACUGCAAGCCGCCGAAGGCGCCCGCGCCCAUCUGCGCCAAGCCCGAGCACCACCGCGGGCCGGGCGACGGCGGCGCCAGCCCCUACGCCAAGUGGGUCAUCGCCGCCUUGGGGGGCGCCGCCGUCAUUGGCCUCGCGGCCUUCGCUGCGAGAAACCUCGGCGGCGGCAAGGAGCCUGAGGUUAGCUGCCCCGACGACGUCGAGAAGUUUGACCCCUGCGACCCCUGUGGCUGCGACAGCAGGAGCAGGAGCGGCAAGGGCUGAGCUGCUGGCGGCUGGCGGCGGUGGCGGCGGCGGCUGCGGCGGCAACGACCUCCAUUCCUUCAUUUGGCACCACACACGUAUAAAUAACAAAUUGAAAGUAAUGUAAUUUUCGUGGAAGUCUGAGUAUUUUUCUUGAAUUACAUUUCACUUUUCCGCUUAUGCAAGACAUACUUCUCUGUCGAUUUGGAAAGCAGACCCUAAUUACCUGAAAAUUAUCAUUGCGCACUAUAUAACGUAUUCUGGUCCAUAUAUUGCAAAUUGUGUACUACAAAUGAUAAAUAUACUUAACAUGAAUGUGCAGCUAUUUUUGGACAGUAAAG
Schistocerca gregaria is the source of this 969-nucleotide messenger RNA. RefSeq lists its product as uncharacterized. The transcript has 3 exons. The coding region runs from base 77 to 649 and encodes 190 amino acids. Lineage: Eukaryota; Metazoa; Arthropoda; Insecta; Orthoptera; Acrididae. The record is from RefSeq and is a predicted model, not a curated record.